This is a messenger RNA of Ahaetulla prasina, 5502 nucleotides long. RefSeq names its product solute carrier family 4 member 9 (gene SLC4A9). Gene Ontology annotation, molecular function: sodium:bicarbonate symporter activity; solute:inorganic anion antiporter activity; monoatomic anion transmembrane transporter activity. NCBI's taxonomy places the organism in Eukaryota, Metazoa, Chordata, Lepidosauria, Squamata, Colubridae. Gene Ontology annotation, biological process: regulation of intracellular pH; bicarbonate transport; monoatomic anion transport. The record is from RefSeq and is a predicted model, not a curated record. The transcript has 21 exons. Bases 291 to 3308 code for a protein of 1005 amino acids. Gene Ontology annotation, cellular component: plasma membrane; basolateral plasma membrane.
CUUCUAUGUGAGGUGAGCAGGCUCUGAUCAAAUGGGCAGAAUGAAGCUGUCUAAGUGAGCUCAGACUGGUCUCUGCAGGGCUGAACCUCUCUCCCUUGCAAUAUUGUUUGGGGUGGUGCAUUUAUUUUUGUGGGUCUGGUCUGAACAAGCUCCAGUCCCUUAUAAAGGCAGGAUGACUUGUUGGCUCUGUUCAGCUUCUGCUCUACUGGGACCAAACAGCUUGCCAAAGAGAGGAGUGGGAGGCCCAGAAACAGUGUGCUGAAGGAAGAGCUGUCGGUCCUAAUCUCAGAAUGUCUGAAACAAGGCGAAUGGGUGCAACAGGGAACUGUCUCACAGAAAUGACAGGAGAUUUAAUUUCUCAGUUUGACACGAAGAGCAACUGCAGCAGCACAGACCAGGCACCCUCCAGCAUAAAUUCUGUGGUCAUCUGCCAAGCAGUUCACAGAAGUAUCUUCAGCUCUAGCACAUCUUCAGCAGCUGAGAGGGUUAGCCUGAUCCUGAGGCAGGAGGAGAAGAAUGAAGAAGCAAGCUGUCCCAUAUUAUUUAUACAGCUCUCCGAGCUCUUCAGUACAGCUAAAGGACAGGAAUGGAGGCAAACUGCCAGGUGGAUAAAGUUUGAAGAAAAAGUAGAAGAUGGAGGAGAACGUUGGAGCAAGCCUCAUGUCACAACUCUGCCCCUUCAUAGUUUGUUUGAACUUAGGACCUGUAUAAGAAAAGGAGCUGUUCUUCUAGACUUGGAAGCUCAUAAUUUUAAACAAAUAGUUGAGAAAGUGAUUGAGAUCCAGAUAGAGAAACAGGCCUUCAAGACGGAACUCUUGAAGAAACUUACCUAUGUCUUACUCCUCAAACCUUAUCAUCAUGCAACCAAAUCUCAACUGAAGAUGCUGUUUGAAAUGGGUGUGUCCCCUUGUGCUGAUAGGGCUAACAGACAUUCAGAUGCAAAGUGUGAGGUCUCAGAGGUACCGUUAAUGGAACAGCUAAAAAAUCGGUUUAAAAAGAAAAUUCCAGCUGGAACCGAAGUGGCCAACAUUCUUGUAGGAGAAGCCUCUUUCCUAGAAAAGCCCUUCAUUGCUUUUGUACGCCUGCAAAAUGCAAUGCUUCUUGGAAGCUUGACUGAAGUUGCUUUUCCUAGCAGAUUCCUCUUUAUUCUGUUGGGUCCCAGAGCCAGAUUGAAGGCUUACCAUGAAAUUGGCAGAGCAAUGGCAACUCUCUUUACAGAUGAACUUUUUCAGAGAAUUGCUUGGAAAGCAAAAGAUACUGAAGACCUCGUUGCAGGAAUUGAUGAGUUUCUGGAUGAGCUGACUGUCUUACCACCAGGCAAAUGGGAUCCAACCAUUCGAAUUUGUCCCCCAAAAAGUUUGCCCUCACCACAGAAAAGGAUCUCCUUGCGCAUCCGUGACUGGAGUCCUCAUGCUAAUGGAAACAAAUCUGCUGUGGAUGACCGACAGGCUCAUGGGCACCAGUACAUAAGUGAAGAGCUAGAGAAGACUGGAAGGCUAUUUGGAGGCUUAUUAAAGGAUAUCCAGCGAAAAGCCCCUUGGUAUGGCAGUGACUUCUCUGAUGGCCUCAGCCUCCAGUGUCUCUCAGCCAUCCUCUAUAUCUACCUGGCUACAGUCACCAACGCAAUCACCUUUGGAGGAAUGCUUGGAGAUGCUACAAAUAACAUGCAGGGUGUUCUGGAAAGCUUCCUGGGUACUGCCUUCGCUGGUGCAUUUUUCUGCCUAUUUGCUGGGCAGCCACUCACCAUCCUGAGUAGCACUGGGCCUGUCCUUGUCUUUGAGCGUCUUCUGUUCUCCUUCAGCAAAGACCACAGCUUGGAUUAUUUAGAAUUCCGCCUCUGGAUUGGCUUGUGGGUGGCCUUCUUUGGCCUUAUCCUGGUGGCUACUGAAGCUAGUUACUUGGUGCAGUAUUUCACACGCUUCACUGAGGAAGGUUUCUGUGCCCUCAUCAGUUUCAUUUUCAUCUAUGAUGCUGUGAAGAAGAUGCUGUCUCUGGUGGAACAGUACCCUGUCAAUUGGGAGUAUAAAAUCAAUGACAUCACCUUAUAUAGCUGUACCUGCCGUCUGACUGAGACAGGCAACUCCUCUGACCUGAACCAGACUCUGUUCCCUAAUCUCAGCAGUUUUGAACAGCUAUCAGAUGUGGAAUCGGGGAACUGGUCCCUCCUGACCAAGGAUCAGUGUAUGCAACUAGGGGGCCAUCUAGUGGGCAACAGUUGCAACUACGUGCCUGACAUCACUUUCAUGUCCUUCAUUCUGUUUCUGGGAACAUUGUUCUGUGCUAUGGUCCUGAAAAAAUUUAAAUCAAGUCGCUAUUUUCCCACUGGUGUAAGGAAGCUAGUGGGAGAUUUUUCCAUUAUUCUGGCAAUCCUCAUCUUCUGUGGAAUUGAUGCUGCUCUUGGGUUAGAGACACCAAAGCUUCUUGUGCCAAACACAUUCCAGCCUACAAAUCCCAAGCGACACUGGCUCGUGUUUCCAUUUGGAGCAAAUCCGUGGUGGAUAUAUUUAGUGUCUUCAGUACCUGCCAUUCUAGUUAUCAUCCUCAUCUUCAUGGAUCAACAGAUAACAGCUGUCAUUCUCAAUCGCAAGGAAUAUAAACUGCAGAAAGGGGCAGGAUUUCAUCUAGACUUCCUCUGUGUUUCCCUAUUGAUGAUUGUUACAUCGUUUAUGGGCUUGCCCUGGUAUGUGUCCGCCACAGUCAUAUCUCUGGCACAUAUGGACAGCCUUAAGAAAGAAAGCACUACCAGUGCUCCAGGAGAACAGCCAAAGUUCCUUGGAAUCAGGGAGCAAAGAGUUACAGGAUUGAUGGUCUUUAUUCUCACAGGAUUGUCUGUGUUUCUUGCUCCGGUGCUCAAGUUUAUCCCAAUGCCUGUGCUCUACGGCAUUUUCUUUUAUAUGGGUAUAUCUGCACUUAGCAGUAUUCAGUUCAUGGAGAGACUUCAACUCUUGUUGAUGCCUGCUAAACAUCAGCCAGAUUUCAUUUAUCUACGCCAUGUUCCGCUAUGCCAAGUGCAUCUAUACACCUUCAUUCAGAUCUUCUGCCUUGCUGUUCUGUGGCUCAUUAAGUCAACUGCAGCUGCCAUUAUCUUCCCUUUAAUGCUGCUGGCUCUAGUGGGUAUUCGGAAGGCAAUGGAAUACAUCUUCUCUCUACAACAUCUGAAUUGGUUGGAUGAUCUUAUGCCAGAAAAAGACAAAAAAGAGGAAGAAGAAAAGCUGAAGAGGAUACAAGAUCAGGAUGAGAGUGACAGUGAAGAUUCUGAACUUAUGUACCAAGAAAAAGGACCAGAAAUCAAUAUCUCUGUGAACUAGAUGAAGAGAUAUCCAUCAGCUGACAAGCCAAAGAUGAACAUGGACUGUAUGUAAGAAUAUUUUUAAGGAAGACAUAACUUAUUGGGAAGUUUAGACUAAAUAGAGAAUAAGAUGUUUACUAUGAAUAUGAAAGUCAAUCAAUUGUGGGACUAUUCAGGUGGAAGGAACUUGAUCCUUAAGAGUUCCCACGUCUUGCUAUUGCACAAAGUAGGAGUUAGGAAGUUAGGAAAAAAUACACGCGAAGAGAAAAAACUGACUGCCUCAAAAAGUCUGGUUUUAUUAGGGUAGCAAAGCAAACAUCCUGCAUUUUACUCUUUCUCACAUAGGUUUUCCAGAUUCAUUUUUACCUAAAAAGAUGCUGUUGCCAUUGGCAAUAUUGUAUAACUGUGAUUGAAGGCACAACAUCCAAGCUCUCUGACUGUAGCACCUAGCAACUUAGCCAGAGUGACAGCCCCAAGGCAGAUACAGCCCAUGUAUCUCUGAUAAGGCAGACCUCCAUUUCUGGCCUGAGGAACAAGGAACUUCACUGUUUUAUUUUUCCCCUGUGCAUGUACAAGCAAUUGUAGUUAAAUAAUUCAUGUUGAUGCCAUCAGUUUUUGAAGCUUGGAUAUGUUUGUAUAUCAUAAAGAUUGCUCAAUAGACUGAAAACAUGUCUUUCACUCUCUGGUAUUAAUGGCUAUUAUAGGAGCAGAACGAUAAAUUAAGCAAACACAACAAAAGACAAGUGACGAGACAUGUUGAAAAAAUUCAGAUAUUAUACAAAAUUGGUUCUUCUUACAGAUGCCUUCAUCUUGUGGGUAUUACCUAAUCUGUUUUAUAAGCUGCUUGGAAGACCUUUGAUCUGGAAGUCAUCUCAUAACUACUGAAGAGGAUAAUAAUGAUAGCAUGCAUGUGCAUUUCCUUACUUACACAGUACAUUUAGUAUUAAAUGAUUUUCAGGAAGUAAUUUCCAAUCACAUAUUAGUUCCCUGAUAUUUUUCACAGCAUGUAUCAUAAAUUCACAGUUAGUUGAUUCACAGCAUGUAUCAUAAAUUCAGAAUGUGGGGUCCUUGAUAUGCAGUUUGGAAGUUAUACUGUAUAUGGAAUAUAACAACAAAUACUGAAUGCGCAAUGAAACAAUCAAAUCACUUUUCUUCUUGACACACAAAAUUUCAAGCUGUUGCCUUUAGGUUCUGCUUCUGGAUGGUUGGAGGAGGAGGAGGAAGCAUUUUCAGAUAUUUUCAUUUACACAAUAUAUGAUGGGUCUCAUAAAGAUAUAAAGCAGAGUUAAAUGUUUUGAGAAAUUUAAGUACAAACUGAAAACUGCUUAGGCAUUCUGUGACAUUGCUUGUACAUUCAGCUAAGUAUGGGUUAGUUAGGUAUUGGUCAUAUAUUUAUUGCUGGUUUAUUAUAUAACCUGAAUUAAUCUGCUGAUGAACAGAAUUCAUACAAUACAUUAACUCAGCAUCAAUGUAUGAAUCCAGUCUGUGUCCCUCAGAUAUAUUUUGCUGUGGUGUGUCUUUAUUUUUUCAUGAAACAGUGGUCAUUUCUGGGUUGCCUGCAUUAUUUAAAACUCCCUAAAGUUAUGCUAAAUAAAAUUUGUCAAAAGAAAUAUUGUAGCAAAAUUUCCUUCUUUGUUUCCUAGUAUAUAUUAAAUUCUAGUUCUUCCUAGUUUUCCUCAUUAUUUUUUUUUCCUGUUGGAGAAAUUCAUGGUGAUUAUCAGAAAUGCUUGUUGUGACUCUUCAGAAAUUUGUCCAGUUAAAGUGUUAACUUUGAUUUUUCAGAAAACCUUUCAUCUGUGGAUGAUAAAUGCAAGCAACAUGUUUUUUGCACUGAGUAAGAAAGGCCUGUGUGAAGCCAUGGUUGAAUUCUAUUUUGCAGUAUAUUAAGAAUGAUUUUGCAAAAACAAAAGUAAAUUGUGAAACCUCUUGAAAGUUCUUACAAAGACCAUGUUGAUGAUACUUACUUUAAUGAAUAAUUUGUCGUCAUCACCUAUUCAAUCAUGUCCGACCCUCGACCACUCUAUGGAUCAGCACUCUCCAUGCCCCUCUGCCCCGCACUGCCUCCAUGGUCAUCCUGGUGUCAUUCUUCAUAGUGUCCAGCUAGCAGGUGCUACUUGUUGCUGGCAAUCCUUAUGAUUUAUAUUGCUAUAUUGAUCAUCAAUUGUGUUGUAAAUGUUGUACCUUGAUGAACGUAUCUUUUCUUUUAUGUACAC